AUGAUAUCAUUGAUACAAUUAGUAACACAAGCAGAACAAGGCAUAUUCAAGAAUAUAUAUCCAUCUACAGAACUUAAAAUUACGGUUAGCGGUACUAGGUACCAGAAUAUUAAUGAAUCUUUGCAAUUAACAAAACCAGAAUACUCAAUUUAUCCUUGGGAUAAGAAAUAUGACUGGUGUUCUAAUUGUGGAAGAAAGUUUUCAGAGAAACCAUGGAUAAUGUUCAAUUAUAACAGAAGAAAAUUCAUGAUUUCAGGUUAUUUCGUUAGAGCCGGAUGCUGUUAUGGUGGAUGCUGCUGUGAAUCAAAUGGAUACUGCGUUUACUGUCCUCUUUAUAGCUGGGCUCUACAAGUUUCAAAUGAUAUGAAAAAUUGGCAAGAUGUUCAUAAAAUAGAGCAGGAUAAGAAGAUGGAAUACUGUGCCGAAAGAACUUACAUGCUUGACAAGAAGUAUGAAGCAAGAUAUGUUAGACUCAUUCAAACUCAGCCAGUUCCUGGAGAUCCGCCUUGCCUUGCUAUAAAUAAGUUCGAGCUUUUCGGACACUUAACUGCAGAUUUUAACAAUGACGAUGAUGACAAAAUAGAUUUUCCAGAUGAAGAAGAAGAUGUCAGUAUAAUUGGCCAUUUUUCAAAGGAAUAA
Molecule: messenger RNA, 639 nt
Organism: Trichomonas vaginalis G3
Lineage: Eukaryota; Parabasalia; Trichomonadida; Trichomonadidae
Product: galactose-binding domain-like family
Exons: 1
Coding region: 1-639 (212 amino acids)
Source: RefSeq, a predicted model, not a curated record